Messenger RNA from Daucus carota subsp. sativus, 1459 nucleotides. RefSeq lists its product as uncharacterized. The record is from RefSeq and is a predicted model, not a curated record. Bases 79 to 1395 code for a protein of 438 amino acids. Lineage: Eukaryota; Viridiplantae; Streptophyta; Magnoliopsida; Apiales; Apiaceae. The transcript is spliced from 6 exons.
GGUAUCAACAAUAUCUUUAAGUAGGGUGUCUGAAGAGUGAAGAGUUAAACAAGCUCUAACCAUUUAUCUGGCAACAUUAUGAAUUCUGAUGAUUCAAGUUCUCAACAAUUCUCCUCCAAGAAAGGCAGGCUUUUACAGGAAGAUAUUAACAGCUGUCGGAGUAACAGCCCUCUGGGGCUGAGACUAGACAAAACACAAUCAUUUAUAAGUUUAGUUGAAUCAAAGCUUUCUAAGACGAGAAAGUCGAUGGAUUCGGAGAAGUUGAAGGCUUCAAAUAUGUCUGCAACAUUUGUAAAAAUUGGAAAUUGGGAGAUGUCGGCGAGGCAUGAAGGUCAUAUAGUAGCAAAAUGCUACUAUGCGAAAAAGAAAAUUGUGUGGGAAAUUCUGGAGGGAGCAUUGAAGAGGAAGAUUGAGAUACACUGGGCUGACAUCAUCGGGAUUAAUGCUAUGAUCAAAGAUGGUGAAUGUGGAAUCUUAUUAAUAGAGUUAGGGCAUCCACCUGCAUAUUACAGGGAAUUUGAUCCGAUGCCACGGAAGCAUACUGUUUGGCAGCAGGCAUCAGAUUUUACUGGUGGACAAGCUCCCUUGCACAGGAGACACCUACUUAUCUUUCCUCCCGGGGUUCUUGAUCGACAUUAUGAAAAACUUCUGCAAUUUGACAAACGUUUGUUCGAGUUGAGCCAGAAACCAUUUCCAACUCAGAACAAUCAAUACUUCCACUCAAAUAUUCUUGGCUAUACACCUUAUCCUAGCAGCAGUAUAUUAACUCUCAACCGGCAGUCUGACCUCACAAAAUUUCAAACAAGGUGUCACGAUCAAAUUUAUGAACAAACUUCGGGUUUUGGUAUUGUGGAUACAUCCUCACCAACAUCAGUUAUGGAUUUCCCCGUGGAUGUGGCAGAAAGGAACUCCCUGCUUAAAAAUCAAGGGACAGUUUAUUCUACUCCAGGACAAUCAUCCAACACUAUGGAUUUACAAUACUCAGGUUAUACCUACCAAGAUUGUCAGCACAGAGCUUAUAGGGAGGACCUAGGAAUGGCUUUCGGAAUUGGUGGAAUACAAAUUACUGAAAUUGAACAACAUUUGCUUGGUGACUCUGAAGUUGUUGGGACCGAUGAUGCCGCUCUCUUAGCAAGAGUUAGUUCACUGCAUUCAUUUUUUGACCUAGAUGAAGGGAAUCUCACAAAAGAAAGCAGCAUUGUUGCAAGUCCAAUGAUUAUUGAAGAUGGAUAUUUUGGUUAUCGUUCAGGAGCUAGCGUCGACCUACAGUCUUACAAUGGAACCAUCCCGUUAUAUCCAUCAACAGGCCCAUCAGCUUCUGUCGAUCUCUUGCCAGUUCAUGAUUGUGAAAAUUUAUCACUCGAUCCUUUUCGAGGCAUGUGUCAUUGGUCAUAAAUUGUUGUGUUACAAAUUGUACAAAAUCUCCUUUUCCAGACAAGUGACUAUGCAGGUUCUCAUA